Molecule: messenger RNA, 647 nt
Organism: Juglans regia (Persian walnut)
Lineage: Eukaryota; Viridiplantae; Streptophyta; Magnoliopsida; Fagales; Juglandaceae
Product: arabinogalactan protein 20
Exons: 2
Coding region: 217-462 (81 amino acids)
Source: RefSeq, a predicted model, not a curated record
UGUUUAUGUAUGGUAGAUAGAGUGGCCAGCCGGUGGCUUUCCCCUCUGUUUUACCCUCCUCUAUCUAUAUAAAAAGGAUAACUUUCGUCUCCUUCGCACCCUCUCAUAACCAUUCUCGCUCUCUCUCUUUCUCGAUUCCUUGGGCGUUUCUUUCUUUCUUUUGAGUGCAGCGAUUUUCUCCUUUCUGGGUUCAUUUUCUUUCAGGGAGAGAAAAUAAUGGCAGGUUUUUCUUCUUCUUCUUCAAUGGCAGUCAUUGGAAUGGUGGCGAUCUUUGCUCUAUUGUUCGCCAUUGUUUCCCCGGCUGUGGUGGUGGAAGCCCAGUCUCCGGCUCCUGCCCCUGCCCCUACCAGCGAUGGGACUUCAAUUGACCAAGGGAUUGCAUAUUUGCUGAUGUUGGUGGCGCUGGUGCUCACAUACCUCAUCCACCCUCUCGACGCCUCAUCCUACUGCAACCUCUUCUAGUUUUCCAAUUUUAGGACUUUAGAUGCGUUAGAGCAGAGGCCAGGGUUUUGUAAUGGAAUUGCUUUGUUCAUAUUUGUUACCAUGGGUGAGGAGGAAUUGUUUUUUUCUUUGGUGGGGUUCAUUUGUAUUCGCAAAUUGAAUGAAUGGUUUUAUCGAUUUGUUGAAUGAAUUUUACUUUCUCUGCU